AUGUCGGGGUCUCGUGAGCGCCUGAAGGAUGAGGGUACCCGACUCCAGGUCGUCGCCGCGGGCGCGACCUCCGGCCUGAUCUCCCGUUUCGUGGUCGCGCCCCUCGACGUCGUCAAGAUCCGCAUGCAGCUACAGCGGCACGGCGCCGGCGCCGCCGGGCCCCCCCGCGGCACCUACGCCAUGUUCCGCGAGAUCGUCGCCCGCGAGGGCGUCACCGCUCUCUGGAAGGGCAACAUCCCCGCCGAGCUCCUCUACGUCGCUUACUCCGCCGUCCAGUUCACCGCCUACCGCUCCACCACCCUCUUCCUACACCACAUCCAGGACGUCGCCAACGGCAGUGACGUGCCGUCCCGUCGCCCCCUGCCUCACGCCGUCGAGUCCUUCAUCAGCGGCGCGACCGCCGGCGCCGCCGCCACCGCCGCCACGUACCCGCUAGACCUGCUGCGCACGCGGUUCGCGGCGCAGGGCAACGAGCGCGUGUACGCGUCGCUAGUCGGGGCGGUGCGGCAGAUCGCGCGAGACGAGGGGCCGCGGGGGUUCUUCCGGGGCCUGGGGGCGGGGCUGGCGCAGAUCGUGCCGUUCAUGGGGAUCUUCUUCGCCGCAUACGAGAGCACGCGGGCGUCGUUGUCGGUGGCGCCACUGCCAGAGGCGUGGGGGGCGGCGGACGCGGCAGCGGGCGUGCUGGCAGGCGUGGCGGCCAAGACGGCCGUGUUCCCGCUCGACCUAGUCCGCAAGCGCGUGCAGGUCCAGGGCCCGACGCACGCGCGCUACGUCUACGGCCGCUACGCGCCCGCCUACGUUGGCGGCGUCGUCGCCACCAUCCGCCGCAUCCUCGCCGCCGAGGGGCCCCGCGGCCUCUACCGCGGCCUCACCAUCAGUCUCGUCAAGGCUGCCCCCGCAUCCGCCAUCACCAUGUGGACCUACGAGCGGACGCUGCGCCUCCUCAUCGACACGGGCCUGGGCGGCGACCCGAGCCUCUGGGGCAGGGCAUAG
Molecule: messenger RNA, 993 nt
Organism: Durotheca rogersii
Lineage: Eukaryota; Fungi; Ascomycota; Sordariomycetes; Xylariales; Xylariaceae
Product: mitochondrial thiamine pyrophosphate carrier 1
Exons: 2
Coding region: 1-993 (330 amino acids)
Biological process (GO): thiamine pyrophosphate transmembrane transport
Cellular component (GO): mitochondrial inner membrane
Molecular function (GO): thiamine transmembrane transporter activity
Source: RefSeq, a predicted model, not a curated record